AAAUAGGCCUGCAUCAUAAAGACCAUCCUUCAUCACCCUUCACACAAACAUAAACAUUGAAGCGCGAGCUUGUAGCUCCCGCAAAAAAAGAAGAAGAAGCAAGAGCUAAGCACCAUGAAGACCAUGUUCAUCGUCGCUCUCAUCGCCCUCGCGGUGAUCAGCUCUGUUGCGCAACUGGACACUACCUGCAUCCAGGGCUAUGGGCAAUGCCAGCAGCAACCGCAGCACAUGAACACAUGCGCUGCUUUCCUACAACAGUGCAGCCCGACGCCAUAUGUACAGUCACAGAUGUGGCAAGCAAGCGGUUGCCAGUUGAUGCGACAACAGUGCUGCCAGCCGCUGGCCCAGAUCUCAGAGCAGAAUAGGUGCCAGGCCGUCUGUAGCGUGGCACAGGUCAUCAUGCAGAAGCAGCAACAGCAGCAAGGGCAAAGUUUCGUCCAGCCUCAGCAACAAGUUCCGGUUGAGAUAACCAGGAUGGUGCUUCAGACCCUUCCAUCGAUGUGCAGGGUGAACAUCCCGCAACAUUGCGUCGACACCCCGUGCAGCACCAUCACUCAGAGCCCCUACAACAUCCCUAUGGCCGCUACCUGUGUUGGUGGUACUUGCUAAGAUCUAUGCUGCGCUAGCUAGAUCGAUCACCAUUUAGGUCAGAUGAUGGAUGAAGGGUGAAAAAUAAAAUAAAAGUGCUAUACAUCAUCAUGUGUGGCCAGUACUGUUGCAAGUGCAACAUAGAAAUAAGAAACCUUUGUUUCUUAAUAAAGCUUUUGUCUGAACAAAA
Hordeum vulgare subsp. vulgare (domesticated barley) is the source of this 778-nucleotide messenger RNA. Its product is annotated as avenin-like a4. Gene Ontology annotation, molecular function: nutrient reservoir activity. The transcript has a single exon. The coding region runs from base 115 to 609 and encodes 164 amino acids. Lineage: Eukaryota; Viridiplantae; Streptophyta; Magnoliopsida; Poales; Poaceae. The record is from RefSeq and is a predicted model, not a curated record.